Molecule: messenger RNA, 809 nt
Organism: Lycium barbarum (goji berry)
Lineage: Eukaryota; Viridiplantae; Streptophyta; Magnoliopsida; Solanales; Solanaceae
Product: protein mago nashi homolog
Exons: 3
Coding region: 53-508 (151 amino acids)
Biological process (GO): RNA splicing
Cellular component (GO): exon-exon junction complex; nucleus
Source: RefSeq, a predicted model, not a curated record
AAUCGUGCAAUUUCUUCUCUCUCUCAUUUGUAGUAUUCGGGCAAAGAAGAAUAUGGGGGAAUUGGAAGAGAAUGGGGAAUUCUAUUUGAGGUACUAUGUUGGUCACAAAGGCAAAUUCGGACAUGAGUUCUUAGAAUUCGAGUUUCGUCCUGAUGGGAAACUCCGUUAUGCGAACAAUUCCAACUACAAAAACGAUACGAUGAUUCGUAAAGAGGUUUUCCUUACCCCUUCCGUUCUCAAAGAAUGCCGCCGUAUUGUUAACGAUAGCGAGAUUAUGAAGGAAGAUGAUAGCAAUUGGCCUGAACCAGAUAGAGUGGGGAGGCAGGAGCUUGAGAUUGUGAUGGGAAAUGAGCACAUAUCGUUUACUACAUCUAAGAUUGGUUCACUGAUGGAUGUGCAGACCAGCAAAGAUCCUGAGGGACUUCGUAUCUUCUAUUAUCUUGUUCAGGAUCUCAAGUGUUUUGUGUUCUCUCUCAUAUCGCUUCAUUUCAAGAUCAAACCCAUUUAAGUCAUGCUUUAGACGAGCUGACACUUCCCGACCUGUAGUUGGGUUCAUGUUUCUAAUGAGUUAAUGGUGUAUCCCAUGUCAGAAAAGUGAAUCUUUAUGGUGCCGUUUACUGAAUUGUCGGAGGAACAAUCUUCUUUAAACCUUAUUUUGUGAUGAAAGGUCCUGUAUCUCUCUUUCCACUUUGCCCUUUAUUUUCCAUCACAUUAUUCUACCUAGGCCAUUGUUUGUUUGUAAGUAACAAAGGGAGGCCCCGGGUUUGGUUGAUUUUCAUUUUGAUGGUCUCCGAGCCAAUUUGUGUGUA